Rhodofomes roseus is the source of this 729-nucleotide messenger RNA. RefSeq names its product acyl-CoA N-acyltransferase. The coding region runs from base 1 to 729 and encodes 242 amino acids. The transcript is spliced from 4 exons. Gene Ontology annotation, molecular function: acyltransferase activity, transferring groups other than amino-acyl groups. NCBI's taxonomy places the organism in Eukaryota, Fungi, Basidiomycota, Agaricomycetes, Polyporales, Fomitopsidaceae. The record is from RefSeq and is a predicted model, not a curated record.
AUGUCAGCAUACGGCGCGAUCCUCACCCCAUCUCGGACAGCAGGGCCGCUCCCGACCACUCGCUGGCGACUCAAUCCAACCUCUAAAUACGCUCCCCCACCGAAUGCCUACUUGACGAUCCACCAUCUUACCCUAGCCACUGCACGGGCCGUCCCGGGUUUACUGGUUCUCCUGCACAAGGUGUUCGCAGACGAGCUCGAACGCGGACUGACCUACCCGCAAGAGAUCCGCGCGAGUGAGGAGUACACGCUCGAGAUGUUCCAGGCGUACUACUUCGCGGCGGACGUGCUCGUUGCUGUGAUGGGGGAGGGCAGUUUGAGUGUGGAUGUGGUAGAUGGUGAGGACGUGCAGCUCGGGAUCGGAGCGGCACUCAAGGGACGGGACGUGGAGGAUUGCGUUGCCGGAUGCUACUACGUGAAGCCGAACUAUCCGGGGCGAUCUUCUCAUAUAUGCAAUGCCGGCUUCUUGGUCCCCCCUUCGCAGCGCGGCCGUGGCGUCGGCGCUGUUCUCGCCCGCUCCUACCUUUACUAUGCACCUAGGCUUGGAUACGAGGCGAGCGUGUUCAACCUUGUCUAUGUCAACAACACCGCGAGCGUCAGGCUUUGGGAAGCCCUGGGUUUCACGAAGGCAGGGCUCAUACCACGUGCGGGGCGAUUAAAGAAGGUGGACGGGAGCGAGGGCGAGGAGUUCGUCGACGCGUACGUGUUCUACCGUAGAUUUGACCAGUGA